Molecule: messenger RNA, 1407 nt
Organism: Misgurnus anguillicaudatus (oriental weatherfish)
Lineage: Eukaryota; Metazoa; Chordata; Actinopteri; Cypriniformes; Cobitidae
Gene: fbxo48
Product: F-box protein 48
Biological process (GO): SCF-dependent proteasomal ubiquitin-dependent protein catabolic process
Cellular component (GO): SCF ubiquitin ligase complex; cytoplasm
Molecular function (GO): protein binding
Source: RefSeq, a predicted model, not a curated record
GGAGACAUAACAAGCAUGCUGCAGUUCUGCGCAUGUGCGCUCUGAGGGGCGGGGCUUGGCGAGUGACGGCGCUGGCGUAAACAAACAGAGACGUUUAAAUCCUCAGCUGUCAAGGGCGACGCUUCCGUCGGGCACUGAGAGAUGCCGAAUGUCUAAAAAGGGAGCCAUAGCACUGUUCUUAUCCAGAGAGGCUCCACCAUGAUCUAUGACGAGGAUCCGCUUCACCAAAACUUUGCAGAGACCCUUCCUACAGAGAUGAGUGUAAAGAUCUUUAGUGAGUUGGACAUCAGAAGUUUGGGCCGGGCCUCGCUCACCUGUAAACGGUGGAAUGGCAUCAUUGAGGGCAGCGAUUACCUGUGGCGCAACCACUGUCUUACGGUGCUGGCCAUUUGUCGAAGGGAGGUGGAUGGGGACAGGCUGGAUGGAUAUUCAUGGAAGGUUACUCUUUUGCGCAACUACAGGAAAGGGUGUGUAAAGAGGAGGUGGCUAAAGGGCCGAUACAGCAACAUCCACUCUGCUGAUGAGAUCCCACCCAACCACAUGUGUCCACUGGACGUAGAGACAUGGGGAGAGAUACUGGAGGCAGAGCUGGAGAGAUAAAGCCAAAAGACUUUUUGAAUCAUGAUAAGACUAAAAUACAUCAGCAGUGUCUACGAUGUAGAGUAUUAUGACCGAAACACUUGCUGGAUAAAACAUUUUGUAAAAUGUUUCAUAAUUAAUGAUCAAAAAUACUGCUGGCAUCUGCGUGCCUGUCAGAAUACACAAUAAUGUGGUUUUGAUUUGGGUGAAAUUUUGGCUGUAUUAUUAACAUUUACCUGAAAGGUUUUUGUAGAUAUUUUGUAGAGUUGAUGGAAUUGUCUUAUAGGCGGACCACAAUAAGUUUAUCCCCAGUUUUCUUUAUUUUGUAGAUUAAGAAAAUCUACAAAAAUAUACAUAUAUUGUGCCUUUUUGUUUUAAAAUUGUGCCUUGUUUUAUUAAUUUAUUUGAUUUUCCCCACUUAAAAAAAAUGUCACUGCCAAUAUUGUUUUGUCUUAUAAAAGAAAAAUAUUAUUUUAUAAAAGCUAAUAUAUUCAUUACUGUAAAGUGUUUUUCACCAUUUAUUUACCUGAAAAUCAGGGCUGGGUUAUGAAGAGCAGCAGGACCUGUCCCAGCAGUGCCAGUUGACCUGAGCUGUAUGAAACUAAAUUCAUAUACAAAGCUAAAAAAUUUAAAACAACUGUUGAAGAAUAAAAAAUUUGAAGUAGUCACUUUAAAAAAAAUGUUUUUUAAGGAAAUGUGCAUUAAAUGCCCAAGAUUUGAUACAAUAGACAUAGAAAGUCUUUGGGUACUACAUUUUAUUGUGCCAGCUACACUUUGCAAUGUGCUAUGUCAAGCUAAAUUGUAAUAAAAUUUUGAUGAAACACUAAA